CUUCACAUGUCCUGAUAUCAUGCCGCGUCAGCCAGCGUUCAUUUAAGAUAGAAAGAAGAAAAUGGACUGCAUCAGUGCAAAUGCGGAAUUUAAGCUCCCCAAAACUGGAAGAAAAAGAAGAGGUUUCGGGUCGCCAGGUGUAUCUGAAAACACAGGAUGCUUUUUCAAAAAGAGGAAUCCUCCACAUACUAAAAAUACCAUGAAGUUAUUUCUGGUUGCCCUCUGCCUCGUUUUGCUCUUUGAUUUGGUGGCGCUCUGUGUUCUGGGGGUCCUGUAUUUUAAUAAAGGAGUCUCUUAUGAAUCAUUAAGUGAUCAGUUUAUCAGCACUGUGGAAAACCUGUCAGUUCAGCUACGCAAUGCCACUGCUGCAGCUGAAGAGUUAAAAUCACAACUGGAUCAGGUUCAAGUGAACUAUGAGAAUGCUUUAAGCCAUGUUGUUUCUUUAAAUGAAACAGAAAGACAGUAUGAGGUGCUGAAGCUCAAUCGCACGGUCCAUGAGGUUUUCUCUAACUGCAGUGAAUGUCAGAAGUGUGAACAGUGCGAAGACGGGUGGAAGCGUUUUGGUGUAAAGUGUUACUACUUCUCCAAUGACACACUGAACUGGAUGAACAGUAGAGAUCGCUGUGUUGAGAAAGGAGGACAUCUGGUUAUAAUAACCAGUGAAGCUGAGCAGAACUUUGUAAAUUCAAGCGGAGAAACUCACUGGAUCGGGCUGAAUGAUUUGGAGACUGAGGGAAAGUGGAUGUGGGUGAACAAGCAGCCCCUGACUGAUACAGAAGUAACAUUGUGGUUUAAAAGAAAGAACGAACCAGAUGAGCCUGAUAACUGGAAAUAUGAAGAUCCUUCAGGAGAGAACUGUGCUAGUCUGGGGAAUGAAAGUGGUGACACACAUUCAUGGUUUGAUUCUUCCUGCAGAAAACUGAAGAAAUUCAUCUGUGAAAAGUAAAAUACGUUAUCUUUAUUUUAUCACGGUACUUCAGCUUUUUAUCAGUGAUUAAAAUGUGGCACUGGAGUGCCAAGUGUCUGCUUUUGAGCUUCUGAGUUUGAAAGUGCUUCAUGUUUAAAUUUAAAUACAUUGCUAUAGACAGUAUUUUGUAAUAAAUGUGUUUUUUAACAUAACUUCUUCAGUCCAUUGCUGCUUCUGUCUCAUAAAUUCAAGUAAAGUGGAAUAUCUUUAGUAUAUACCA
Molecule: messenger RNA, 1187 nt
Organism: Astyanax mexicanus (Mexican tetra)
Lineage: Eukaryota; Metazoa; Chordata; Actinopteri; Characiformes; Acestrorhamphidae
Product: CD209 antigen-like protein E
Exons: 8
Coding region: 62-946 (294 amino acids)
Source: RefSeq, a predicted model, not a curated record